This is a messenger RNA of Apis florea (little honeybee), 2513 nucleotides long. RefSeq lists its product as uncharacterized. Gene Ontology annotation, molecular function: phosphatase activity. NCBI's taxonomy places the organism in Eukaryota, Metazoa, Arthropoda, Insecta, Hymenoptera, Apidae. The record is from RefSeq and is a predicted model, not a curated record.
UUCGAUUUCUCUUAAUGUAUAAUCGCCUUAAAAAGAAAUAUCUUUAAAAUAUAGAUGUCGCAUCUGUAACCGGAAAACUUCUAGUAAUAAUCAAAUUUCAAUAAAUAUUUAUUACAAAACAAAAUUUUACGAUAUUAUUUUGCAAUGAUUAAAUUAGAAAAUAAUCAAUUUAAAAAUUUUAAUUAUAUUUAAGCGAAUUAAUAUAUAUUAAUAAAGGAGUGUUGAAUUUGAUUCGUGAUGUAUUUUCGAGUGACGCCGUAGCCAUGAUUGUUAGUUUCGGGGGGAUGAAAAGUGAAUGCGAGCAACGGAUUUGAAUGAAACGCGUGUGAUCGCAACAUAUCGACUUGUUUCUCUAUUUAAUGAGUGUGUUUGUUAAUUGAGAAAUAUGGCGUUACAAUUGUUGGGUGCCGCCGCUUCCGCGGCACAACAUUGUACUUUCAAACUUUCGACUGAUUUAUAGCUAAUAUAUAAAACCAUAAAGUAAAAUGAGCAUCGUGUAUAGUUUAUUAUAUAAUACGUCUUUUAUUUGAUUUGUAAUGAUUAUAUUGAUUAUGUAUUUGAAAUACACACUAUUUCUGUGAGGAUACUAGAAAAUAUAACCGAGUAUCACACUGCAUAUAAAUCGAUAUACACUCUGAGCCAAUUAGAUAUUUGUUUGAAAUGUGGUUACGAAGUGAACAUGUUAGUAGAAGACUACGUGGUCGUUUAAAUAUAAGUUGUACAUCUGAAACUAAAAUAUACAAUUAUCGGGUACAAGUUAGGAACAUACGAAAACUUCCUUCUAUAAAUAAUAGUAGUAAUCACAUUAAUAUACCAAAUAACAAAUAUGGUAGGCUGACACGAUGGAGACGUAGAUGUACUCAUUUUUUAAAAGAGGCUUGUAAAGAAAAUGUUUUACGUUUCGCAAAAUCUGCGCCUAAUAGACGAGUGAGAGGACCUCGUAGAAGAAAAUGCAUAAAACGAUCAAUGGUUACUUCAACACCCUUACAUCGAAUUUCUACAAAAAAUGCAGUUACUCCAGAAAAAUGUACAACAGUACAUACAACAAAAGUUUCUGAAGAAUCUAAAGAAAACUGGAAUGUAACUAGUUUAUCUUUAUACUCAUCCAUAUUAAAUACAGACACAUGUUGCUCCUCCAUAUCCAGUGUAAAUGAUUUCAAAUCUUCAGUUCCAAGUGUAUCAACACUGUCAAAUCUAAUGCCUCCAGCAUCUAUAGGAUCAAAUUCAGAUUUUUCAUAUAUAUUGGAUGAUGAAGAAAGUAAAAAUAUUGAUACUAGAUCGCUAUAUUAUUCCACUUCUUGCUCACAAACAGAAGUAUCUGAAGAAUGUUAUAGUUUAAUGCAUUCUGCAUCCAUGUAUGGAACUCGUUCUUAUUCAUUAGAAAAGUAUUUUCCAAAUGGAAAAUACGCACUUAGCAAUAAUAAUGCGAAUAACAGUUUGUCAAAAAAUCAAUGUUCUGUUGACAGUCAUCUGUCAAAAUAUGAUUCUAACUUUGCUACUACAAAGUAUGGUACAUCAACCAUGUACAAUCUAAGCCAUCAUCAUCCAUCUGAUACAAAUGGAAAUGUUACUGAAAAAUACAAUUCUGAUGAUAUUGAAAACAAUUAUCAUGAUGUUGAAUAUAUGGAGGUUGGAAGUGAGGAAAUAGUAGAAAGUUGUGAUAUGGAAAAUAUGGUUACUCAUGUCCAAGAAGAUUGGGAACCAUUUGAUCCUUAUGUCUUCAUUAAACACUUACCACCUUUAACUCCAGCAAUGAGAGCUAGAUGUCCUGCUCUUCCUCUUAAAACAAGAAGCAGUCCAGAAUUUAGUCUCGUAUUAGAUUUGGAUGAAACAUUAGUUCAUUGUAGUUUACAAGAACUUUCGGAUGCAGCAUUUCGUUUUCCUGUCGUCUUUCAAGAUGUAACGUAUACAGUGUUUGUCAGAACACGACCCUAUUUUCGCGAAUUUUUAGAACAUGUUUCAUCAUUGUUUGAAGUUAUUCUUUUUACUGCGAGUAAACGAGUUUAUGCAAAUAAAUUAAUGAAUCUAUUAGAUCCAACACGAAAAUUGAUCAAGUAUCGUCUGUUCAGAGAACACUGUGUUUGUGUAAAUGGAAAUUAUAUCAAGGAUUUAUCUAUACUUGGUAGAGAUUUAUCUAAAACUGUUAUAAUUGAUAAUAGUCCACAAGCAUUUGGAUACCAGUUAGAAAACGGUAUUCCUAUAGAAAGUUGGUUUGCUGAUCGUUCAGAUAAUGAAUUAAUGAAAUUGUUACCUUUCUUAGAAAAUUUAGUAAAUUGGGGUGGAGAUGUUAGACCACGUAUUAGAGAACAAUUUCGACUCUUCAGUUUUUUACCACCAGAUUAAUUUAGUUAAUUCUAAUUUUAUCAGAUUAAUUUAGUUAAUAAGCAAAAUUAAAAUUUAAAAAUAUGCUAGCCUACAUAGGUACAUAUGUGUAUAAUAUCUUACAGAUAAUUGUAAGAUAUUAAUACAAAGCGUGCAAUAAUACAAAAAAAAAAAAAAUACCGGUGUAUUAA